This is a messenger RNA of Corylus avellana, 833 nucleotides long. RefSeq names its product NDR1/HIN1-like protein 6. The record is from RefSeq and is a predicted model, not a curated record. Gene Ontology annotation, biological process: defense response to other organism. Lineage: Eukaryota; Viridiplantae; Streptophyta; Magnoliopsida; Fagales; Betulaceae. Gene Ontology annotation, cellular component: plasma membrane.
AUGGAAUCCGACGGCCACCCAUACGCACCACCAAAGUAUGUGAUGCUCUCGCACAACCAUGGAAGCCUCAGGCCCCCUCCAUAUAGGCGCAACGUCCCCCGGUACCCUUCCAAAAGGUCAAGCAGGAGUUGUUGCUUCAAAUUCUUGUGUUGCUGCUAUUGCUUUCUCCUCUUCUUCACACUCCUCCUCCUCUUCCUCACUUACCUUUUCUACACAAAAUACAAGCCACAAAUUCCAUCCUACAAUGUCGAUAGCUUCAGCGUCAAGGCAUUCAACAUGCAGCCCGACAUGAGCCUCUUCACAGAAUUUGCCGUGGCAGUAAAAGCUGAAAACCCAAAUGAACACAUAGGCUUCACGUAUGGGGAAGAUAGCGAGAUUACCAUUUCUUACACAGGCUCAAAUCUCUGCUACGGAAAACUCCCAGCUUUCCAUCAACCCAGAAAGAACACAACAAUAAUAAACAUUUCCUUAGCAGGAACCAGCCCAUUUGGGUCAGGGCUACAAGCAGCUCUCAUGGAAAACCGACAUACAGGGAGGAUUCCUUUGCUUGUGUCGGUGCAUGCACCAGUUAACGUUGUGCUCGGAGAUUUGAAGUUGAGGAGGCUUGAUGUCUACGUAAACUGCUCCUUGGUCAUCGACAACUUGUCACCCAAUAAGAAGGUUCGGAUUUUAUCGACCAAAUAUGAUUACAGCGUGGGUGUUGUUUAAUUUCUGUUGAGAAUCUAAGACUUUGUAGAUGUUUGUUUAAUGAUGUUUGGGGUGGGAACUAGAGGACAGCCGUGUGAUCGAUCGGCUUCUUUUUUAGAGUUAAUCUUUCUACUUGUUCCGAGUAA